AUGGCAGCCGGAGCGGUUUUUCUGGCAUUGUCUGCCCAGCUGCUCCAAGCCAGGCUGAUGAAGGAGGAGUCCCCUGUGGUGAGCUGGAGGUUGGAGCCUGAAGAUGGCACAGCUCUGUGAUUCAUCUCCUGCGGUUGUGGCGGCCAUGGUGAUGGAGA
Messenger RNA from Pan troglodytes (chimpanzee), 158 nucleotides. Its product is annotated as B melanoma antigen 5. Lineage: Eukaryota; Metazoa; Chordata; Mammalia; Primates; Hominidae. The transcript is spliced from 2 exons. The record is from RefSeq and is a predicted model, not a curated record. The coding region runs from base 1 to 120 and encodes 39 amino acids.